AUGGCUGGAAUGAAUCCACUGGGCACUGAUGCUGUUGGCAUCAAAGUCGAUGUACAAAUAUCGAGACUCAUGCAGGAGUGGAAUACGUCCGACAACAAAGCAGAGGCUUUUAAAAAAGUGGAAUCAGCUUUCAAGCGGAUGGCUGCAGCGAGCGCCGAUGUUAUUCCGGCUGGAGCAGAAAGCGAAGAGGAAGAGACGCCGAGUGAGCGCGCAAAGCCUGGCAUUCCGGCUGAGCCAGGAUAUCCGGCUGUGCAACGAGAAACCCAAUACGUGUGCUUCAACUGUCGAAAGCCAGACCCGGGGCACACUACCAGUCAGUGCCGCCGUUGGAACAGUCGCCGAUUUCAGCCACGUGACGGGGAACGAGCAAAAAAAUUCAAGGAAUCUUUGGAGGAAAAAGAACGCUCUGUGCGCCGCAUGGAAGAGGAUCGCAAAGCGGAAGAUGCAGAAAUACGUGCCCUACGCGACGACGAAAUUCGCGCUGAGCGAAACGCCCGUGAAGAGCGCUAUCGACGCGAGGACCGCGAGCGGGCGGAACGUCGCCGUCGCGAAGAUCGCCAGUGGGAGGAUGUCUGGGCCGAAAAAUUGCGUGCCCACCGAAACAUUCGUUUCUAGGUUUGCAAAUGCAAAAGCCAUGGAAUGAUUGGAUUGUUUUAUUUUUUUCUCACUGGAAUCUGUGGUGUUUUGUUAACGCGGUUUUGUGUUUACCUCCUCGCAUAUUUACAUGAAAGUUUAGUAACUGGCAGUGAUUCUUUUAUUGAGUGUUGUUUGAUGAAAAGCUCAACGAUAAGCCGACAGUAAGUUCCAAGUAACCAACGUGA
Messenger RNA from Paramacrobiotus metropolitanus, 821 nucleotides. RefSeq names its product histone-lysine N-methyltransferase, H3 lysine-79 specific-like. Bases 1 to 615 code for a protein of 204 amino acids. Lineage: Eukaryota; Metazoa; Tardigrada; Eutardigrada; Parachela; Macrobiotidae. The transcript has 6 exons. The record is from RefSeq and is a predicted model, not a curated record.